UCUGGCUGCUCUGUGUUUCUGUCUUUGUAGUUCAGGGAAACUGAGAAAUGUGCUCGAAGUGGGAUAGUGAGGCAGGACAGAGGGGUGGAGGGGCAAGAGGAGAGCACAGGGAUGGGGGAGGGACCGCAGGGAUGGUCAGUGCAGUCAUCACAGUGGGUGCUGUGUGUGCGUGUCCCCCACCCGAGAGGUCUCUAUCCUGGAGCUCUCGCUGUCCCAACCCCUGAGUGCAGCCUUGACCCUUAGUUCUCCAGUGGACCCCAGUGUAACACUGUGUCCCACAUGCAGCUCCUACCACCGUGGCUGGACGUGCCUCAUGGUGUACAUGUCACAGAACAAGCACACAGAGGCGCGGGAGCUCAUGUGCUCGGGGGCGCUGCUGUUCUUCAGCCACGGCCAGCAAAACAGUGCUGCGGACUUGUCCAUGCUGGUGUUAGAGUCGCUGGAGAAGGCGGAAGUCGAGGUGGCGGAUGAGCUGCUGGAAAAUCUGGCCAAACUGUUCAGUUUGAUGGACCCCAAUUCCCCAGAGCGAGUGGCUUUUGUGUCUCGAGCCCUGAAGUGGUCCAGUGGAGGAUCUGGGAAGCUGGGCCACCCCCGGCUCCACCAGCUGCUGGCCCUCACGCUGUGGAAAGAGCAGAACUAUUGUGAGUCCCGGUACCACUUCCUGCACUCUGCGGACGGCGAGGGCUGUGCCCACAUGCUGGUGGAGUACUCGACCUCCAGGGGCUUCCGCAGCGAGGUGGACAUGUUCGUGGCCCAGGCCGUGCUGCAGUUUCUCUGUUUAAAGAACAAAAGCAGCGCGUCAGUGGUGUUCACGACCUACACACAGAAGCACCCGUCCAUCGAGCACGGCCCUCCGUUCGUGCAGCCUCUGCUCAACUUUAUCUGGUUCUUGCUGCUGGCUGUGGACGGGGGCAAACUGACAGUGUUCACAGUGCUGUGCGAGCAGUACCAGCCGUCCCUGCGGCGGGACCCGAUGUACAACGAGUACCUCGACAGGAUAGGACAGCUGUUCUUCGGCGUGCCGCCCAAGCAGACGUCUUCCUACGGGGGCUUGCUAGGGAAUCUUCUGAGCAGCCUCAUGGGCGCCUCGGAGCAGGAGGGUGAGGACAGUCAGGACGACAGCAGCCCCAUUGAGCUCGACUGAGCCCGCCCGCCCGGCCUGCAUGAAGACGCCCUCGUCCCCGGGGCUCCCGCCGUGAGGCUCCCGCCACGGGGCUCCCACCGUGGGGUCCCGCCUGAGGCGGCGGGGGCCGCGUGGGCCUCGGCGCCGGCCCGGGGCUGCGGGGCCUGCAGCGGCUGUGCUGGGCCGCCCUGCACCCCCAGACUGACCCACAAUAAAGCACGGGCCUUGCUGCGCUACCAUCCUCUUUCCCUGUCCUUUGUGUCUGGUUUGCUUGGGGAGGCGACCUGGUGUCUGGCGCGCGCCCGCGGGCCUGACCCUGUCGCAGGUGGCGUGGGGGGUGGCCGCCGUCCCACCAGCCCUGCGCAGAUGUCCCCUGGGGUCCCAGACAGCGUCUGGGCGGCUGCUCCAGGCCACACUGAGGCCACGGCCCCUUGGGGCAGCUCUUACAGCGGGAGCAGGAUCCUUUCCACGUUUCGGGACGUGGUAUUUAUUUUCACUGGGUGAUGGAUUCCUUUGACCUGGCGUGGUAGGUGUUAACCUUGUAACCAGUCCAGGAGCGAGCAGAUGUGCCCUUUCCCACUGAUGCUGUACCAGAUGUUCGCAGAGCAAUGACGAGAAGGGAAACACUUUAUUUUUUCACAAUUAAAGUAAGAGUUGUAGAUUAAUACACAGUGAUCAUGCAUGGAAGGAGUGAGAUAUACACUCUCGUUGACUGUAAAAUGGAAUUUAAACGAAGGUUUGUGUUACUUGUUGAGUUGAAAUAAAUCCUUUAUACUGGG
This is a messenger RNA of Lontra canadensis (Northern American river otter), 1902 nucleotides long. RefSeq names its product guided entry of tail-anchored proteins factor 4 (gene GET4). Gene Ontology annotation, molecular function: protein binding. NCBI's taxonomy places the organism in Eukaryota, Metazoa, Chordata, Mammalia, Carnivora, Mustelidae. Bases 314 to 1144 code for a protein of 276 amino acids. The transcript is spliced from 9 exons. Gene Ontology annotation, cellular component: cytosol; BAT3 complex. The record is from RefSeq and is a predicted model, not a curated record. Gene Ontology annotation, biological process: protein insertion into ER membrane.